UAAAUAACUAAAAUAAUUAAAAUAUACAUAAAUAAAUGUCAGAAUGGCGUCUUUUAAGAAAACGAAUAGUAAAAUAUAUAUAAAAUCGAAACCUAUUGAUACAGAUGAUACCAUUUAUUGGAAAAAAAUAGGGGUACCAGUAUUAGUUAAAGAAUUUGGAGCUAUAGAUCAUAUAGACUUUUCUCCAGUAGAACCAUAUUACUUUGCAGUUACUUGUUCGAUACGAGUGCAGUUGUAUAAUCCAAUUACUAAACUGGUAGCAAAAAAUAUAUCACGAUUUCGUGAAAGUGCCUAUGGCGGAACCUUUAGAAAAGAUGGAAAACUAUUAUGUGCUGGUGGUGAAGAAUCACAUGUUAAACUUUUUGAUGUCAGUUCUAAAAGCAUGCUACGUUUAUUCUCUGGACAUACAGCACCAGUACAUAGAACAUCUUUUACAUCAAAUAUGAAUCAAAUUGCGAGCUUUUCAGAUGAUAAAAGUGUAAAACUUUGGGAUAUCCCAAGUGAAAAAUCUAUUACAAACUUUAUGGGACACAAGGAUUACAUAAGAGCAGGAUGUUGUAGUCCAGUAAGUCCAAAUAUAUUACUUUCUGGUGGAUAUGAUGGUAUAAUAAAUAUGUGGGAUGAUAGAGAUUCAACAAAAUCUGUAAUAAAAGUUGAUCAUGGCAAUCCUGUGGAAUCAGUUUUAUUUUUACCAACUGGUGGUAUUUUUCUUACUGCAGGAGGUACAGAUAUAAAGGUUUGGGAUGUUUUAGCUGGUCGUCUUUUAGCUAAAAUAAUACAACAUCAUAAAACAGUCACUUGUCUCAGGUUAGCUUCUGAAAAUAAACGUUUACUCUCCGGGAGCCUAGAUCGCCAUGUAAAAGUUUAUGAUAUUUCUACAUAUAAUGUAAUACACACAAUUGAUUAUCCAAGUGCAGUACUUAGUUUGGCAAUUUCUAAAAAUGAUGAAACAUUAGUAGCAGGAAUGGUUGAUGGUUUAGUUUCAAUUCAUAGAAGGGACGAAAAAGUCAAAGCUACUAAAGCAAAAUGCAAGAUUAAAUCAUAUAAAUAUGCAUCUAACACACAUUCAACUUUAGUUGAUACGGUGGUGCCUGAAACAUUAAAAGAAUUACAGUCCAAGCACGAUACUUGUUUGAGGAAAUUUGAAUAUUCAAAAGCAUUAGAUAUUGUUUUGCAGCCUUAUGUUGUUAACAAAAAUCCACAUGUGACUGUAUCGUUGAUGCAAGAAUUGUUGCGAAGAAAAGGAUUGCAUACUGCUGUUGCAGGUAGAGAUAUGAAGAUAGUUAAAGCACUUCUUAGGUUUCUCAUAAAAUAUAUCGGAGACCACCGGUUCACAAGAACAUUGAUUGAUGUUGCCAAUGUUUUUCUUGAUGUACAUGAUAAUAGCUUAAAUCAAUUUCCACCUGAUGUUAUAAAAAUGAUAAUUAGAUUAGGAAGUAGAAUAUCCGAAGAAGAGCAGUUAAGUUUAGAAUUGGCUAAUCUUGAAGGCGCAAUGCAUUUGCUUUUAGCUGGAUCAAGUGUAGCUGAAGACGAUUCAGAAAUUCAGACAGCCAAUUUAUUGCGAUUAAAACCAUCUGAGAAAGCAAAACAAAAUAUUGUAAUUGAUGUUAACUGAUGUAAUCUUAUAAGAUAUAAAUAUUUUUAUUUAAGAAAUAAAUAUUGUUUUAAUUAU
Ctenocephalides felis (cat flea) is the source of this 1672-nucleotide messenger RNA. Its product is annotated as U3 small nucleolar RNA-associated protein 15 homolog. The transcript is spliced from 4 exons. Gene Ontology annotation, cellular component: nucleolus. Gene Ontology annotation, molecular function: protein binding. The record is from RefSeq and is a predicted model, not a curated record. Gene Ontology annotation, biological process: positive regulation of transcription by RNA polymerase I; rRNA processing. The coding region runs from base 44 to 1615 and encodes 523 amino acids. NCBI's taxonomy places the organism in Eukaryota, Metazoa, Arthropoda, Insecta, Siphonaptera, Pulicidae.